UAUGGGUCACAGUCUCUCUUAAGGGAAGAAGUGGAUGCAAACCGAUUCUUCAAGGGGUCACAGGCUACGCUCAGCCUGGCGAGGUCUUGGCCAUUAUGGGUCCUUCUGGUUGUGGCAAGUCCACUCUUCUUGAUGCCUUGGCAGGGCGUAAAAGUCCAAGCACAAGGCAACAUGGAAAUGUGCUUGUCAAUGGUGUGAAACAAACUCUAGCAUAUGGGACUUCGGCUUAUGUGACUCAAGAUGAUGUUCUAAUGACAACAUUAACAGUUGAAGAAGCCGUAUACUACUCUGCUCAACUACAACUACCUAAUUCAAUGUCGAGGUUGGAGAAGAAGGAAAGAGCAGAGAUGACUAUAAGAGAAAUGGGUUUGCAAGAUGCCAUGCACACACGUAUAGGGGGCUGGGGAGCUAAAGGGAUUAGUAGUGGGCAAAAGAGGAGAGUGAGCAUUUGCAUUGAGCUCUUGACGCACCCCAAGCUACUCUUCCUAGACGAGCCAACAAGUGGGCUUGACAGUGCAGCAUCUUACCAUGUCAUGAAAAGAAUUGCAAACCUUGCUCAACAAGGUGGAAAGACUGUCAUCACAUCCAUCCAUCAACCUACCUUUGAAGUCUCUGAGCUGUUCCACAAUCUCUGCCUUCUCUCUUAUGGUACAACAAUUUACUUUGGUGCUGCUUCUGCAGCAAAUGAGUUCUUCGCAUUGAAUGGUUUCCCAUGCCCGACCCAGAGGAAUCCGUUUGAUCACUAUCUUAGGAUAAUCAAUAAAGACUUUGAUGAGGACAUCGAACAAGGCCUUGGUGAAAGGAUCCUAACCACCGAUAAGAAGAUUGAUAUUCUUGUACAGUCAUACAAGUCAUCUGGCACUUGUGAACAAGUAGGGAACAAAAUAGCUGAGUUAUCUCAGAAGGAAGGACCAGCAUUGGAGAAGAAAGGUGGCCAAGCUAGCUUCCUUACCCAGUGCUUUGUUCUUACAAGAAGGUCUUUUGUGAACAUGAAUCGUGAUCUAGGCUACUUUUGGUUGCGAUUUGUAGUGUACAACCUUAUGUGUAUAUGCCUGGGCACCAUCUUUUACAACAUUGGCUCCAGCUUUGGCUCAAUUCAGGCCAGAGGUUCGCUGCUAAUGUUUGUAGCUACACUCGUGACAUUUAUGUCCAUCGCUGGAUUCCCUUCUGUUGUUGAGGACAUGAAGAUCUUCGGACGAGAAAGACUAAACGGGCAUUAUGGAGUUGGAGCAUUUGUUGUCAGCAACACACUCUCUUCCAUUCCUUACUCGCUUGUAAACGCUAUUAUUCCUGGAGCUAUAGCUUAUUAUCUUGCUGGCCUUCAACGGGGAUUUGAACACUACCUCUACUUUGCCUUGCUGCUAUUUGUGUGCAUCAUGUUGGUUGAAAGCCUAAUGAUGGUUGUUGCAAGCAUUGUGCCAAAUUUUCUGUUGGGCUUAAUCGUAGGAGCUGGAAUUCAAGGGUUGAUGAUGAUCAAUGAUGGUUUCUUUCGGUUGCCAAAUGAUAUCCCUAAACCUUUGUGGAGAUACCCAGUACACUACAUUGCGUUUCAUAGGUAUGCUAACCAAGGCUUCUACAAGAAUGAGUUUCAAGGUUUAACAUUCCCUAAUAAUCAGGCAGGAGGGCCACCCAGCUUUACUGGAGACGAAAUUUUGAGGGACGUGUGGCAAGUACAGAUGGAUUACUCCAAGUGGGUUGAUCUUGCUAUCUUGUGUGGGAUGAUGGUUCUGUAUCGUCUCAUGUUCUUUCUUAUUGUAAAGGCUGUUGAAAUGGUUAACUCCAUUGUCAUGUCCGUCAUUACUGUUGUCCCUCACAAACAAAAGAUAAAAACCAUGGAAAGCCCUCUUCCUCAUCAUGCAAGUCUGUACUGGUUUUUCACUAUCAAAUUUAUUCGUUUUAUAAUUAUUGAGUAUAAACUUGUUUAAUCUUGAUGAGAAAUCCUU
This is a messenger RNA of Telopea speciosissima, 1943 nucleotides long. RefSeq names its product ABC transporter G family member 1-like. Gene Ontology annotation, cellular component: membrane. Bases 96 to 1925 code for a protein of 609 amino acids. Gene Ontology annotation, molecular function: ABC-type transporter activity; ATP hydrolysis activity; ATP binding. The record is from RefSeq and is a predicted model, not a curated record. NCBI's taxonomy places the organism in Eukaryota, Viridiplantae, Streptophyta, Magnoliopsida, Proteales, Proteaceae. The transcript has 9 exons.